GUUUUUUAUUUUGACAGAAAACAGCUCAGCUGUUACUAACUCUUGUGCUCAUGUCAACAUGUAAAGCAGUUAUAACCUAAUAACUAGGUUAAACUUAUCCGAAAUUAAACAGGAUAACGGCCAGCCGUUGUCGGCGAAUUCUAGUGGUAAUGGACGCCUUCAAUAAGCUAACUAGCAUGCUGCUGCAAGCGCUGGAGACGAGAGAGCCCGGUGUGGACCUGUUGCAAUCAUUUGUGGAUCACUGGAAGUCAAUAACCACAUAUUACAUGACAACAACAGACGACAAUCGUCCUGUCAAACAGACAGACAUCCCCUGGUGUCUCAGGCAGAUGUUGGACAUAUUAGUGUAUGAGGAGAAGCAACAGACUGCCGAGGAGACCGGAGCCUGUCUGGAGUACUUGAUCCAGCACAAAAUACUGGAGACUCUGUGCACGCUGGGAAAAGCUCAGUAUCCUCCAGGGAUGUCCCAGCAGGUCCUGUUGUUCUUCUCUAGGUUGUUGAAUCAGAUGCAGAAACCUCUGCUGCACCUGGUUACCGUCUACAGGCCUGUGCAGAAGCUGAUCCGUCUCUGUGGACUUCCUGGUUCCCAGGCAGAGAAGGAAGAAGCUCAGUUCCUGUUAGUCAUCUGCUCCAAAGUCAAGCAGGACUCAGACAUGCUAAGAUACGUUUUAGAGAUUCCGCAUGAAUCACCGACCAAAACUGCAGGCUCCGAUCAGUCGCUGCCCAGCACGCAAGCGGCCAACCACGAAGCAGAGACGACGCCGCAAAGGAAAUCUUCGCUCGUCGGCUCUGGCCAAUCAGAGAACAGUCUGCUCCUGGCUCUGCUGCAGCUCACCAAGAGUCAGAAGGGCCCCAUUUGUCUGAAGGCCUAUGAGGGUCUCCUGCUGCUGUCAGGUCUCCAGUCUGGACCCUCGGGGGACAUCCUGUCCAGUCAGACCCUGCUGGGGGAGCUGCUGGUGGGGAGACUGCUGGAGCUGUACUCCGCGCUGCCGCUGGAGGGCCUGGACCCUGGACAGGUGCAGAGCUGGCCACACACGACGUGGAGUUCUCAGUUCUCUCAUUGCAGCUCCGACCUCAGCCCGGCGUCGUCCGAUGCUGAUCACGUGACCGACUUCUUCCGCUGGUUUGACUUCCUGGAUCACAUGCUCAGAGAGUCACCGCAGGCGUUGUCAGCGAAGAUCGCCCGUUGUAUUCAUCACAUGUGGCUGUCGGACGUCAUCAAGCCUCAGUUGCUUCACACGUCUGAGCAGAUCAUCUGGCUCUCCACCUCCAUGCUCUGUGCCGUGGUCAGACUGGUCCAGUCCGCCUCUCUGUUGGACCAACUGGUCCACUUCCUGUUGAGGACGCAGACGGUGACACGCCUGCUGUUGGAGCGCUGCGACCACAUCUCAGACCAGAUCAGCAUGGCGUCUCUGUCUCUGCUGGAGGAGUUACUACAGAAGCCACACAGGGACAUUCUGAACGUCCUGGUGUUGGACUAUCUGCAGAGGCGGACCUAUUUGUCUCCACAGUCUUCUGGUGUGGACAACAGAGGCGCUGAAGACAGUGAGGAGAGCGAUGACCUCGAGGACGACCCCUUCUUCACAGACAACCUCUUCUCCAACAUCCAGACCCUUCAUCCUCCUCCUCCUCCUCCUUCCCCUCCUCCCCUCUCUGGACCCGGGUCACCGGCUGAUGUCAUCAACAGUUUCCUCUGCCUCGUUCCUGUCCAGGUUCGAUCGGCUCAGCUGAUAAAGGAGGGAGGAUACGAGUCAUAUGUUCAUGAUGCUCAUACACUGGUGACCCAGUGUCAGUCGCUCUCUCGGUCCUGGGAUUGGUUGCUCGCUCUUCCUCCUCCUGCCGCCCCCUCAUCUGAGGGGGAGGAGUUCUUCGAGGGAGACCUCCUCAGAGUUCUGUUUGACAGACUCGGCCGUAUCCUGGAGCAGCCGUACGAGUUGAACCUGCAGCUGACGGCCGUCCUCUCCAGGCUGUCGGCCUUCGACCACCCGCUGCUGCACGAGUACCUGCUGCACCCCUACAUACACCUAUCCCCCUGCUCCAGGUCACUCUUCUCUGUCCUCAUCAGGGUGAUGGGUGAGAUGGUGCAGAGGAUCCAGAACAUUUCUAAUGUGUCUGACAGACUAGUGAAGACCAGGAGACAGCUGCUUGGACUGGACUACGACACUGGGCUGGAACACCUCACCCUGCUCAGAGCAGUCAUUGUCCUGGAGGAGUUCUGCAAGGAGCUGGCCGCCAUCACCUUCGUCAAGCAGCCCCUGGACCAGAACUGACCCACCGACCGGGGUCUGACCCUCAGUUGUCAUCAACGUUGAUGCCAGUGAAGAUGUGGAGAGCAUCCACAGUCUGGUUUGGUACUGAAACCACGACCGGUGCGACGAGAACAUGGGAUUGAUCUAUUGAGACGGAAAAAUAUUUCGUGAGUCUCUACGACAGCUGCUUUGACGUUCACAGUGCAAUUCAAUAGACUUGGCCCCAAACAUUUGAUGAACUGCUGAAUGUUUUAAAUAUCUUUUAUAUUUUAUGAGUCUUUUUUUUUUUGUCUAACGUGCAUGAUAGGAUUUUAGAUUUGGACAACAUUCAAAUCUAAAAUUCUCUUUGGCUGGGUGUGUCUUAGUGAAACUGGUAAACAUGUUUAUUUGAUCCUUUCAGAAAACCUCAAAAAAAAAAAAAAAAAAAAAAGUUAAAUUCAAACUCCCCAGGUCUUUGUUUACUGUAUUCUUUAGCAAUAUAUUUAUACACAGCGUCCAGCUGUACUGACUUCACUUGAACGCAACAGUUUGACAACUGUUUAUGGCGUGUGCUGAGCUAAAGUCUUUAGGCAGGUGUGCCAGAAGCUCAUUCUUUGAAGUAGCCGUUUUGCAAAACUCACCACCAUGUGACCAGGAACCCAGCCUCUGCCCUGGCUGAACAGGUCCAGCAGCCUGGAUGUCCCCGCAGGGCAUGGCACGAAUUGGCAACCGAUCACAUGGUUUAAAACAAAAAAACAAAAACAAUCCAAGCCCUUGACGUUUGACAGUUUAAUGUCUAAAAUUAGCUGUUAACAUGUUGUGGUGUUGGUGGACCAGGUACCAACACUUCCUGCUCAGUGGCGCAUUAAAAAUUGCUCCUGUGUGUCUAGUCUUAACCACUGUUUCUUAAAUGCAGAGAAUAACACCCUCUUGUGUCUUUGGAAAGUAUAAAAAAAAAAUCAAAACAAAACAAGCGAUGCAGUAAAAUUUACACACCUGCCUAAGACUUUUGCACCCCACCUAAACUAAGGUAAUAUUUGUUUCCUUGCUUGUGCACGUGAGGAGAGUGUGUUUAGUUUCACACCAUUUUGUCUUGUUUUGUUUUUUUAAUUUAAUGUCAAACAUUAAUAAUUGUGAAUUGUUAAUAUAUAAUAAUUUAAAACAGUUCAUGUCUUUAAUUAGUGUUUAAUGUUUAACUUAUAUUUUACAUCAUAAAUGUGUGCCUUUG
Molecule: messenger RNA, 3456 nt
Organism: Cynoglossus semilaevis (tongue sole)
Lineage: Eukaryota; Metazoa; Chordata; Actinopteri; Pleuronectiformes; Cynoglossidae
Gene: fhip2b
Product: FHF complex subunit HOOK interacting protein 2B
Exons: 18
Coding region: 150-2270 (706 amino acids)
Source: RefSeq, a predicted model, not a curated record